ACGUUUAAAUGUAUACUUUCAGAUAGUAGCAGAGGAUCAGUUCUGUGGCCACCAAGGCAAUGACAUGUAUGAUGAAGAAAAAGUGAAAUACACCGUUUUCAAAGUAUUAAAAAACUCCACGCUGACAGAAUUUGUUCAGAACCUCUCUCAAACAAUGGGAUUUCCCCAGGAUCAGAUCAGAUUAUGGCCAAUGCAAGCUAGAAGUAAUGGAACAAAAAGACCUGCAAUGUUAGAUAAUGAAGCAGAUGGCAAUAAAACAAUGAUUGAGCUCAGUGACAAUGAAAAUCCAUGGACAAUAUUUUUGGAAACAGUAGAUCCAGAGAUGGCUGCUACCGGAGCAACAUUACCCAAGUUUGAUAAAGAUCAUGAUGUAAUGUUGUUUCUGAAGAUGUAUGAUCCGAAAACUCGGAGUUUGAAUUAUUGUGGACAUAUCUACACACCUAUAUCCUGUAAAAUACGUGACUUGCUUCCAGUUAUGUGUGAGAGAGCAGGAUUUCCACAAGAAACUAACCUUAUCCUCUAUGAGGAAGUUAAACCCAAUUUAACAGAAAGGAUUCAAGACUAUGAUGUGUCUCUUGAUAAAGCUCUUGAUGAACUCAUGGAUGGUGACAUCAUAGUGUUUCAGAAGGAUGACCCAGAAAACGAUAACAGUGAGCUGCCAACAGCUAAGGAAUACUUCAGAGACCUCUAUCAUCGUGUGGAUGUCAUUUUCUGUGAUAAAACCAUCCCCAACGACCCAGGCUUUGUUGUUACUUUAUCCAAUAGGAUGAAUUACUUUCAGGUUGCAAAGACAGUUGCACAAAGACUUAAUACAGAUCCAAUGCUAUUACAGUUUUUCAAGUCUCAAGGUUACAGGGACGGCCCUGGUAAUCCCCUUAGGCACAAUUAUGAAGGUACUUUAAGAGAUCUUCUGCAGUUCUUCAAGCCUAGACAACCUAAAAAGCUUUACUAUCAACAGCUCAAAAUGAAAAUAACUGAUUUUGAAAACAGAAGAAGUUUUAAAUGCAUAUGGCUAAAUAGCCAAUUUAGGGAAGAGGAAAUAACAGUAUAUCCAGAUAAGCAUGGGUGUGUGCGGGACCUCUUAGAAGAAUGUAAAAAAGUUGUAGAGCUCUCUGAAAAAGGUUCAGGGAAAUUAAGGCUGCUAGAAAUUGUAAGUUACAAAAUAAUUGGUGUCCAUCAGGAAGAUGAGCUGUUAGAGUGUUUGUCACCCGCAACAAGUCGAACGUUUCGAAUAGAGGAAAUUCCUCUGGACCAGGUAGAUAUAGAUAAAGAAAAUGAGAUGCUAAUCACAGUGGCACAUUUCCACAAAGAGGUUUUUGGGACAUUUGGAAUUCCAUUCUUGCUGAGGAUACACCAGGGCGAACACUUCAGAGAGGUUAUGAAGCGGAUUCAGACAAUGCUGGACAUACAGGAAAAAGAAUUUGAAAAGUUUAAAUUUGCAAUUGUAAUGAUGGGUCGACACCAGUAUCUCAAUGAAGAUGAGUAUGAAGUGAACUUGAAAGAUUUUGAGCCCCAACCUGGCAACAUGUCUCAUCCAAGGCCGUGGCUAGGGCUUGACCAUUUCAAUAAAGCCCCAAAGAGAAGUCGCUACACUUACCUUGAAAAAGCUAUUAAAAUCCAUAACUGACUUAAUAAACCAGAUUGUCAAGGCAAGGGACAAAAUAAGUGUGUGUGUGCACCUUUUUAACAACUGUAGAACUUUGGUACACGUGCACUAUAUCUGAAGUCUUCAGCAAGAGGAUUUGCUGCUGAUGUUAAUUUUAUUUUGUUGAGGCUGUUCAGUUUGGCUUCUCUGUAUCUAUUGACUGCCCUUUUUGAGCAAAAUGAAGGUGUUUUUAUAAAGCUUGGAUGCCAAUGAGAGUUAUUUUAUGGUAAACGUAAUGCAAGGCAAUUGUCAGCAUAAUGAGGGAAGAGUUUAGUAGAACAAUUGACAUUGGCAAAAUAUUUGUCUGUAGUACGUUUAUAGAUGGCAUAAGCUGGCUGGCUGCCUUUCCUGGUAUGGUGUUCACCAUCACUGCAGCUAGUAAGUCUUAUGUUUAGACUCACAUCAGAUUUAUUUCCUUCAGUUAUACUUUAAAUGACAUUUUUGUGCAUUUGUAAAUGCAAAAAACUCACAUCAUCAAUAAAUAGCGAUCUCUACUUCAUUGUGUACA
Molecule: messenger RNA, 2153 nt
Organism: Meleagris gallopavo (turkey)
Lineage: Eukaryota; Metazoa; Chordata; Aves; Galliformes; Phasianidae
Source: RefSeq, a predicted model, not a curated record